GCCAGUGUGGCCCCAAACAUCCCCCCCCCCCCUUCUCCGCUUGCCCUCUUCCCCCUCUCCCCUUUCCGCCUUUUCUCCCUCCUUUACUCCCAGGCCCAGCCCCGUCGGAUGCCCGCAGGCGACCGCGCUAUCGCCACUCACAAUGCCCCCGAAGAAGAAUGCCUACGUGCCACGGAAGGCCACCGUCGUUGAGCCCCCCCCGUUGGCCUUUCCUCCGAUGCCGAACAUGCCCCUGCCCCAGGACCCGGAGUGCUUGUCGGACACCGGGGCCGGCGUCCCCCUGCCGGGCAUCCUGCGUCAUGCGCAGUUUAUCCGCAUUAACAUGCGCUACUCGCCGUACCACCUGUCCUCGCUGACGGCCGAGGUGGCGGCCGAGCGAUCCGCCAAAUCGGCCCAGGGGUCCGGCUUUUCUUUUGCCUCACAGACGUCCGAGCUACCACCCGAGCGCAAGAUCGAGAUGUACCUGGACCGUUUCGAGCUGGACCCGUCGGCCGCAUAUGAUCGGCUGCAUUCGAUUCGCACCGCGCCGUGGACCCUGCCGGAGGAGCUGCGCAUCGCGCACGCACGCGGCGCCCACCGGGCACGCGCUCAGGCCGAGCGGGCAGCCCUCAUCCGCGCUCGGAUUGCCGCGCGUCAGCAGGAGCAGAUGGCUCGCCUCGGCGAGCUGACCGAGAUGGAGCGCAGCGGUGCCAAUCUGGACGACUUGGACGUCGGCUCCGAAGAGGAGGAAGUCGACGAGAAUGGCGACCCGAUUGUUGAAGAGGAGGAGGAUGACGAUGACGAAGACAACGACUAUGUCGAGGACUACGGAGACUUUGAGGAUGGUGCCGACGACUUUGAUGACUACAAUGACGGCGGUGAUGAUGGCGCUGUCUAUUGACACGCGCAUGCGUGCGCAGCCGGCGUGCGCCCUACCCCAAGGCAAUACACCAACACCCCUCCCUUGA
Messenger RNA from Fonticula alba, 947 nucleotides. RefSeq lists its product as hypothetical. The record is from RefSeq and is a predicted model, not a curated record. Gene Ontology annotation, biological process: transcription by RNA polymerase III. Bases 143 to 880 code for a protein of 245 amino acids. Gene Ontology annotation, cellular component: RNA polymerase III complex. NCBI's taxonomy places the organism in Eukaryota, Rotosphaerida, Fonticulaceae. The transcript is spliced from 4 exons.